AACUCACAGAGAUUCACCUGCCUCUGUCUCCUAAGUGCUAGGGUUAAAGGUCUGCGCCACUACCACCCAGCUGUAUUGUACAAGAUUGAACCAGCUAUCUAUUUCCACAGUUUGAAAAUCUCAGUUCAUGAAACAAGAUUCUGAAUCUGGAAUGUGAAUUUCCAGGAAGGGAGGCUAGGGACCCAAAGAGCAUGCAAGAUGUUCUGAGAACCCCAAGUGCCUCUUGCUCUGAGCUUUUAUUAGAAGUAAGUACUUGAAAAGAUACAAUAUAAUCAUUAAGCCACGUAGAUAAGGAAUAGAGUGCUUUGCUUAAUGGAUCACCAGGGAUAACAAAGACAAUGAAAUAUGGAGAGAAACAUGUGAACAUAACAAGCCCAUAUGUCUUAAGAAAUAGCCCAUUUCAGCUUCUUUAAGCGGAACAUCUGUUAUACAGAUAAUUUCCUUUUGUCCUUAUGAGUCAGAGUGCUUUAGAUAUAGAAUGUGUUUCUUUCUCAGUUGAGGCUGUUGGAACCUGAAUAUGAUAGCACAUGCCUGUGAUCCCAACACUUAAGGAAAGAGAAGCAUAAGGAUGAGGUGUUCAAGCCAAGGUCAUCCUUGGCUAUAUAAUAAGGUUGAGGCCAACCUGGUACCUAUGAGAAACUGUUGAAGUCAAGAAAUAACAGCAAAAAGAUUUUAUGGGGGAAAAAAUCCAAUUAUUUUUCUUAUUCCUAAACAGGGAAGAGAAACAGCAUUUGUUGAAUGUGAUGUUCACCUUAAAUAUUUUUAAAGGGUAUUUGUAUAUGUUUUUUCAUGAGGUGCUUUAUAUGAAGAUACCUAUAGGAGAAAAUUGGCACAUACUCACACAUCAUCACUUAAUUUUUUGUUACCUCUCUGUGUCAGAAGCCUCACUCUGUGUACUUGGCAGUGUCCUUUAUGGAAUACUCCUUUUCAUCUCCCCCUCUAUUAAGGAAUUGUGUCCUUUAUUUCUACAGCUAGUAAUUGUUUGUUUUCUUAGAAAUCAGUGACGUUUAGUGAUGUUGCUUUGACUUCUCUCAGGAAAAAUGGAAAUGCUUGGACUCUAUUCAAAGGGAUUUGCACAGAGAUGUGAUGUUUGGAAAAUUAUAGUAACUUGGUGUCAGUAGACUUGCCUUCUAGGUGUUUGAAUAAGGACUUAUCUUCAAAAUAGCACACUAAGAAAUCAGAAUUACCUCAGUGGGAAAUGAGUGACAGGUUCAAAUACCUAAGACUAAUUCUUAGAAGAUAUUUGGAAUUUGAAGUUGGAUUAGAGAAGGAACAAGAAGGAAUAUUACAGAAAAGAGAUGAUAACAUAUGACAAAAUGUCUAUUUUUAGCCCACAUACUUAUUUAUCUCAGCAUCCAAGAAGUUAUUCUACAGAGAAACCCUAUAAAUGUGAGGAAUGUGGAAAAGCCUUCAGACGAGCCUCACACCUAACUCAGCAUCAGAGUAUUCAUACUGGUGAGAAACCUUAUGAAUGUAAGCAGUGUGGGAAAGCCUUUAGUCGUGAUUCUCAGCUAAGUCUACAUCAAAGACUUCAUACCGGUGAGAAACCCUAUGCAUGCAAGGAAUGUGGAAAGGCUUUUACUCAAAGUUCACAACUUAUUUUACACCAUAGGAUUCAUACAGGUGAAAAACCAUAUAGGUGUGAAGAAUGUGGUAAAGCCUUUAUUCGAAGCUCACAACUCAGCCGACAUCAAAAAGUCCAUACUGGUGAGAAACCUUUUGAAUGUAAAGAAUGUGGAAAGGCUUUCACUCAGAAUUCACAGCUUACUCUGCACCAGAGACUCCAUACUGGUGAGAAGCUUUAUGACUGUAAAGAAUGUAGGAAGGUCUUUACUCAGCUUUCACAGCUUAUUCUCCAUAGAAGAAUUCAUACUGGUGAGAAACCUUAUGAAUGUAAAGAAUGUGGAAAGGCUUUUAUUUGUGGUUCACAGCUUUCACAGCAUCAGAAAAUUCAUAAUGGAGAAAAGCCAUAUGAAUGUAAGGAAUGUGGAAAGGCUUUUAUUCGAGGCUCACUACUUAUGCAACAUCAAAGAAUUCAUACUGGUGAAAAACCCUAUAAAUGUGAUGAAUGUGGAAAGGCUUUUAUCCGUGGUUCCCAACUUACUCAACAUCAAAGGAUUCAUACUAAUGAAAAACCUUAUGAAUGUAAAGAAUGUGGAAAGACAUUUAGUCAUGGCUCACAACUUACUCAACAUCAGAGAAUUCAUACCGGUGAGAAACCCUAUCAAUGUAAGCAGUGUGGAAAAGCCUUUAAUCGUGGAUCACUCCUUACUCGACAUCAGAGGAUUCACACUGGUGAAAAACCCUAUGACUGUAAAGAGUGUGGAAAAAAUUUUAGUCGGGGCUCAGAACUUACUCAGCAUGAGAGAAUCCACACUGGUGAGAAGCCCUAUGAGUGUAAGGAAUGUGGAAAAUCUUUCAUUCGUGGCUCACAGCUUACUCAACAUCAAAGAAUCCAUACUGGUGAAAAACCUUAUGAAUGUAAAGAAUGCAGAAUGGCCUUUACUCAGAGUUCACAUCUUUCUCAACAUCAGAGACUUCAUACUGGUGAGAAACCCUAUGUAUGCAGUGAAUGUGGCAAAGCCUUUGCUCGUGGAUUACUACUUAUACAACAUCAGAGAAUUCAUACUGGUGAAAAACCCUAUCAGUGUACGGAAUGUGGGAAGGCCUUUAUUCGUGGUUCACAGCUUACUCAACAUCAGCGAACUCACACUGGAGAAAAACCUUAUGAAUGCAAGGAAUGUGGGAAGGCCUUUGGUCAUGGCUCUCAACUUACUCUACAUCAGAGAAUCCAUACAGGUGAGAAGCCCUAUGAAUGUAAAGAAUGUAGAAAAGCCUUCACUCAGAGCUCACAUCUUUCUCGGCACCAACGAAUUCACACUGGUGACAAACCAUUUCAAUGUAAAGAAUGUGAGAAGGCCUUUACUCGUGGGUCACAAUUAAUGCAACAUCAGAGAAUUCAUAGCAAUGACAAAUCUUUUGACUGUAAAGAAUGUGGAAUAGACUUUAGUCAUCAUUCACAAAUUUUUAUUUGAGUUAACUUAUUCUUUUCAAGUAUAGCUUUCCCUGGUCACUCAUUAUCAGUAAAGAAUUCUUACAAAUGUUGCUACAGGAUUCAUAAAGUUCAGCAUUUGAAAAUUUAUAUAGGAGAAUAGAAAUGCUGAUAUAAUCCACAUAGGUAAGCCUUUUGUUUAUAACUGUAUUACAUUUUAGCAAAUUAAAAUAGAAAGUGAUUUUGUUACCAUGGAAUAGAAAGGUCUUUAGCAUAGAAAAUGUCUGUAUCAACGUUAUUUUGGUCCUAUCAGUUCAUUUCCUUUGUGGCAUUUGUUAUAAAUAACCUUACUUUGGUUUAAUCAUUUGUAAGGUAAAUCUAAGACCAGUUUUUUCAUAUCAUGUUUUAACAUGUAAAAGCACUUAGAACAGUGCCUUGAACAUUGCAUAUCAUAAACAUUAGGUGCUAUUUUCAUUAUUGUGAUUUUAGAGGAUGUGCAUGAAAGAAAGGAACUUAUCAGUGUAGUUAACAUUAAGAACUCUUUCAUUAUGAUUUAUCCUAGACAAAUUAUUAUACACGGUCAUCAUUGUGAGAAAACAUUCAUCCAAAUCUCAUAUAUUUAUUAUAAAAGGAAAUUUAUAGUAUAAAGAAACCCUGUGGUAUUAAUGGGUUAUUGAGCACCACUGUUACAGAAUUUAGGAGAGGUAUGAUUGAUUUGUCACAAAGUCCCAAAACUUACAUGUUUUACAAUAUUUGAUGUCAACUCAAAAAUAUUAUUUACAAAUGAUGAACUAAAUACUCAAGAUAAAUCUAGGAAAUAAGGGAAACUUGAAUAUGUAGUUUGUUAACUGAAAGUAAAAAGUUAUAUCCAUAGACUACAUUUUAUUUACAAUGAAAAAAAUACUGAUGUGUUUGUAUCAAAGACUGCUAUUCUACCCAAUUUUCAUUUGCCUUUCCAUCACAAAAACCCUAGGCAAAAAAAAAAAAAAAAAAAAAAAAUCCUAUCUCAGUCUCCAUUGCAGGUCAGCAAGAUGAAAAUGGCAUUUGUAUGAGUAGAAUAUUUAAGAAAUCCUUCCUCUCUGUUUCUUUUCUUUCCCCUUCUUAACACUGUAGGCAUCUGAGGUGGAGCCCAGAUAGCCUCAUGAGGAUUUUGGAAGUGGUAUCUGGGUGUUAUGGAUGGUGGAGUCUGCAACCCUGCUGAUUUUGUGAACAGUCAUUCCAACUCUACUCUGCCUAUGUAUUUCUUUAUUUAAUAUUAAAGUAACCCUCAUACUUGUU
Molecule: messenger RNA, 4270 nt
Organism: Peromyscus leucopus (white-footed mouse)
Lineage: Eukaryota; Metazoa; Chordata; Mammalia; Rodentia; Cricetidae
Product: zinc finger protein 420
Exons: 2
Coding region: 1299-3035 (578 amino acids)
Biological process (GO): regulation of transcription by RNA polymerase II
Molecular function (GO): DNA-binding transcription factor activity, RNA polymerase II-specific; RNA polymerase II cis-regulatory region sequence-specific DNA binding
Source: RefSeq, a predicted model, not a curated record